GCUCCUCCCUCCCGCCCCUUUCUUCUCUUUGCAAAGGACAGCCUGCCUUCCUGCUUUCCUUCCUUCCUUCCUCGCCUUUUUAGAAAACGCGCAGCAGCCAUGGCUCUCCUCAGAGGUGUUUUCAUUGUUUCUGCCAAGAGAACCCCGUUCGGGGCUUUCGGAGGCUUCCUCAAAGACUUCACAGUCACCAACCUCUCAGAGAUUGCAGCGCGCUCAGCCCUAUCCGCUGGCAAGGUGUCUCCCGAAAUUGUUGACAGUGUGAUUAUGGGGAAUGUUAUGCAGAGCGCCUCAGAUGCUAUUUAUCUUGCACGUCACGUUGGCCUGCGCAUCGGAGUGCCAGUCGCAGUCCCUGCCUUAACCGUCAACAGAUUGUGUGGAUCCGGAUUCCAGUCGAUCGUCAAUGGAUGCCAGGAAAUUUGCCUUAAAGAAUCAGAAAUAGUACUGUGUGGUGGAACAGAAAAUAUGAGCCAGGCUCCAUAUACCGUUCGAAAUGCCCGCUUUGGAACAAAAUUAGGAGUUGACCUCAAGCUAGAAGACACGCUGUGGGCCGGACUGACAGAUUCACAUAUUAAGACACCUAUGGGCGGCACAGCGGAAAAUCUGGCUGCACAGCAUAAAAUCACAAGGGAAGAAUGUGACCGUUAUGCGCUGAAGACACAGCAGAGGUGGAAAGCUGCUCAUGAAGCUGGCUAUUUUAAGGCAGAGAUGGCACCCGUUGAAGUGAAAACCAAGAAAGGGAAACAGAAUGUGGAGACGGAUGAGCAUCCGCGACCGGACGUGACACUGGAACAACUGGCAAAGCUCCCCUUGGUUUUCAAGAAGGAUGGGACAGUCACAGCUGGAAAUGCCUCGGGAGUAUGUGAUGGAGCUGGAGCAGUGAUCCUGGCAAGUGAAGAUGCUGUUCAAAAGCACAGUCUCACUCCCUUGGCUAGAAUAGUGGCCUACCAUGUAUCCGGUUGUGACCCCAACAUCAUGGGCAUUGGCCCAGUAUUUGCCAUCACAGAAGCUCUGAAGAAAGCUGGACUUUCUCUGAAAGACAUGGAUUUGGUUGAGGUCAAUGAGGCUUUUGCUCCACAAUACUUGGCAGUGGAGAAGGUUCUGGGUUUGGACCCCGAGAAAACCAAUGUCAACGGGGGAGCCAUUGCCUUGGGUCAUCCAUUGGCGGCUUCAGGAUCAAGGAUCACAGCUCAUCUGACUCAUGAACUGAGGCGGCGUGGAGGCAAAUAUGCAGUUGGUUCUGCUUGCAUUGGAGGUGGCCAAGGUAUAGCGGUCAUCAUUCAGAAUACAGCCUAAAGGACAAUCUCAAAGGUUUAAUACAAAACUUUCAGCAACUGACUAAAACAUGCUGAUAAUGAUUUAGAAGUGUGGAAGUUCAGAAGUUGUUCAGUAUUAACUAUAUGGAAAAUGGAAGAAAAGAGUGCAGUUCUAGGCAAUCCCUUAUUUGUGUGAAUCCUGCCAUAAUAAUCAUUGAUCUACUACCUCCUGCUCGUUAAGUUUUAAUCCCUGAAGAUGCCUUAUAGCAAAGUUGGAUAUUUCUGGUGAUUUUUUUUCUGUAAAAGGUACUUCAAUAAGAACUUUGCAUUGUCAGGAAAUGUGUAUUUUCAUUGAAUGGAUUUGGCAUGUCUGUGCCCAUUUGAUUUUGUAUUACGACCUGAAAGCAAAACAUGACAAAACCAAUGUGCCUCAUAGUAGAAAAUAAAUUAUACUAAUUUAAACCAAAAAAAA
Molecule: messenger RNA, 1725 nt
Organism: Anolis carolinensis (green anole)
Lineage: Eukaryota; Metazoa; Chordata; Lepidosauria; Squamata; Anolidae
Gene: acaa2
Product: acetyl-CoA acyltransferase 2
Exons: 10
Coding region: 100-1293 (397 amino acids)
Cellular component (GO): mitochondrion
Molecular function (GO): acyltransferase activity, transferring groups other than amino-acyl groups
Source: RefSeq, a predicted model, not a curated record